Molecule: messenger RNA, 201 nt
Organism: Gongylonema pulchrum
Lineage: Eukaryota; Metazoa; Nematoda; Chromadorea; Rhabditida; Gongylonematidae
Source: the annotation of a GenBank genome assembly
AUGUUUUGCAGCCUGACAGCUUUGUCCACAUCAAUGCUUUGUGAAGCUGCUGUCGAUGAGCGAAUCGUCUGUCCACUGCUCACUUAUUUGCUGCGGGCAAUUGCGGUAAAUAUGAAUGCACAAUUUUUAAAUGACGAGUUCCUGGAUCAUUUGGAUUUCGUAAGUAUUUCAUAUCUGGAAUAUAUUUCUAAAAUUUGUUAA